Molecule: messenger RNA, 2236 nt
Organism: Triticum urartu
Lineage: Eukaryota; Viridiplantae; Streptophyta; Magnoliopsida; Poales; Poaceae
Source: RefSeq, a predicted model, not a curated record
AUGGACAUGGCCCAUCUUUGCAUCUACAAUGGGUCAUUGCAUAGCGUGCUCAUCGCCCGCCCCCCACUGGCGCCCGCAUGCGACUCCACAAACCAGAUCAUCAUGCACUGCAUCAGCCAUUGCGAGCAGGAUUAUCAGCCAGAUGCCCUCAAGGCAUCAGACGGGGGAGAUACUCAUGGCAGAGACCAAUUGAAGGCAGAAGGCAUGGAUGCGGCCCAGGUUGAUGGACAUGCGCAUGCUCAUCGCCGCGUUCAAACCAAUGAACAAUAUCUCUCCCCACCUGUUGAGGCUCAUGCAGAUGGAGAAGGAACCGGUGGCUAUCUUGGCAUCAUCGAGGUGGCCGAGAUCACAACCCGAGCCACCUUCUGCGACUGUGACUGGUGCUUGAUCUGUGGUGACGCCAUCGCCUCAUCUUGGUCCCUUACAAAAAAGAGCAAGGCUGUUCGGAUGGCUCGGAAAGAAGUUGACAUCCACUUGAAGGAAGUAGGGUAUAUCAACUGCUAUGCAUUUUUCAUGGCCUACCUGUUGAUGGCCAUUAGGGGGCUGGGCUACCUCGUCAUUACCUGGUCCACCGUCGUUCUCCUAGGCGGCUUUGUCUCGGAUCUGGGGAAGAAGGACUUUUGGUCCCUCACCAUCAUCACCCUCGUCCUAACACCUCGGGUCUCUGCUGAUGUCGGUCUGAAGGAGAAGCUAAUGGAUAUUUGGUACUCGUUCCAUGGCCUCUACCGUACUAUAUUUGCCACGCUGGACACCAAAAAUUCUAUCACCCUAGCAUAUUGGCCACGCGGACUGCUAGCAGUUGUUGUGUGGUUGUGUCACCUGCUCGUGGCUCCUAUAGUAGUGGGCCCUCUAGCAGCUCUCUACGUGUGUGGGCCGCUGUUGAGCGCCGGGAUUUCUGUGUGGCGUCUAAUAGAACAUGACUACGGCGACGUCAUGAAGGAAGAAGGUUGCUGCAACUGCAUGAAGGAUGAAGAUUCACACCUGCAGCCGGCUCUGAAUGUCUUGUUUUACGCGUCUUUUGCGCGAAAAAGGCUAGUGCGCGAUGUCGCGAAAGAGUACAACAUGAGCAAUGACGAACAAUUGGUGAAGGCUGUGAAGAAGUACCUGAGUGAGACGGUGAGCAGGUGCGAGAAGGACCCGGCUUUCUUCAAGGAAACAAAUCUGGCCAUGUACGCCGUUGGAAUGAUCAAGUCCAUCGAAUCAUUGGAAAGCUUCGUUUCUGGGGCAAGGAUUCUGGACGUCCUCUUGAACUACGCCCUCACCGUAAAGGACAAGCGACCGCGUAGACUCACGGAAGAGAAGCAGAAGGCGCUCACAACAGACCUCAUAGGUUUGGCGUCCACCAGCCAUGUAGUCAAGAAAUUGCUGCAGGCGAUGGAUUCCACAAGCCCACAUAUAUUGGCGAACAUUGCCGGCAGGACUCCUCUGAUGCAAUUCCCACAAGUGAUCCAGAGCGUAGGCUCGCUGAUCGACAUCUCUCAGCAGCAACUUGAAGGGGAAUGUGCCGUCGCCAAGCUCCAAAGUGGACUACAGGAAGCUGAAAACUACAGGAAGCUGCUUAUGGAGAAAGGCUUCGAUAUCCUUCACAAGCUCGCCGCCGACCAAGAAAACUGCAGAGCCAUAAGCAACUCCCAGGGCCUACGGUCCAAGGUUGUGGUGCCUGUACGCACCGACCUGCUACAUCUCAUGGACCAUGAGGCAUGGUCGACCACCAUCGUAGACAAGUCGCUGCAAGUCAUGGCCAGCCUCGUGGCUUCUCCGGGAGAGACUGGUGCCCAGCUGCGUAACCAAAUCUCAAGUGACAAGGAAGUGAUCCAUGGCAUGGAGAGGAUCCUAAGAUGCUGUGGAUGCAGUGAACAUGUUCGCAUAUUAAGCAUUGAGAUUCUCACGCACCUGGCCAUGGAUGAGGAGGAGUCACUGCGUGUCAACAAGGAAAGCAGAGAAAAUUUUAUCAGGAUGCUCCCUUCCAUCCUCACUGAUGACGCCAAAGAAUGCUCCAUUAGAGAAUUGGCGGGUGAAGCACUGGUGAUGCUAAGUCAAAGUAAAAGCGACGCUGCCAUCAUCUUGAAGGCCAACGAUCAUGUUGUCCGUGAUCUCACUAAAAUCCUUUGAGACGUUGCAGCCAGCAACACAAAUCGAAUUAGUGCAGCAGAAACACUGAAUCAUCUCUACUUUCAUUACAAAGAGAAUGCGGCCUAUCUCAAGACACUCAAGGAACCCAUGGAGGACGUGAUAC